This is a messenger RNA of Salvia hispanica, 1185 nucleotides long. The record is from RefSeq and is a predicted model, not a curated record. Lineage: Eukaryota; Viridiplantae; Streptophyta; Magnoliopsida; Lamiales; Lamiaceae.
AUGGAGCGUAAUUUCUUCAGAAAUCUGCCAUCUGAAAUCACCACCGAAAUCCUCUCACGCCUCCCUCUCCGAAGCAUUGCAUUAAGCAAGUGCGUUUGCAAACGAUGGCUCAAUCUGCUCGAUUCCGAUGAUUUUGAAUUCAAAACCCCACCCGCCCUUGCUCUCUUCCAGCAAAUGAACUCAAUUCGGUGCUCAAUUUUCGAAAUUGAAGACGAAGAUGAAACCGAUGAGGAGAAGAGCCAUGAUCUUCACUACAUUCCGCUCACCGAUUUCGAUAUCCCUUACGAAAACUCAGAACCACUGGCAGGUAUGGCUGCAAACGGGUUGCUUCUUCUAUACUCACGGUUAGGGUGUCCUCAAAUUCCGCUUUUUCUAUGCAAUCCGAUCACUCGUCAAUAUAUCGAGCUCUGGUGCCCUCAUGUAUACAUCUUAGAUGAUGAUGAUGAUGAUGAUGAUGAUGAUGAUGAUGAUGGUGUUUAUGUGGUGUUCAGCAUUGGAUUUGGAAUGAGCAAAAUAAGCGGGCAAUAUAAGGUGGUCUGUAUCAUUGUGGACACCGACUCACAUUACGUAUACACCCUCGGAAUAGGAACAUGGAGGCGCGUUGAAGCCGGUGCUGCUUCUGGUCUCGGAAUCUAUUCAGCUGGUCACAUUGUUUGUAAUGGCAACAUCCAUUGGAUAGGAGUAUAUCAUUCGGCUAAUAUCUUACGGAUUUGUGCUUUUGAUCUUGAAAAUGAUAGUUUUAGCGUCUUCUCUCCUCCUCCUCCUCUUCCUGUAGGACGUAGGCGUCUAAUCGGGAAGUUGUCGGCUUUGAGGGACUGCCUGUGUUAUUCAUACACAUGGGAAGAUGAAAUUGUCAUCUGGUGGAUGAAGGAAUACCAGGUCGAGGAAUCUUGGACCAUAUUGUACAAGAUAAGUAAUAAUGGUUUUGAUUUUGAUCGGGCUUCUGGUAUUGCUUGGAAUUACAUGUUUGUUAAACUAAUUAAAAUUUUUAAAGAUGGUGACGUUUUGAUGCUACUGGAAAAAAAGCAGCUCAUCUACUACACCAAUAAGACAAGAACUAUUCAACAAGUCGGUAUGUUUAAGGAUGCAGUUGCGAAGGAUUACGACAUUGUUAGUGCCGUGAUUUUCACUCCUAGCCUUUUCUCACUCAAGAAUUUCGGAUUCGAGAAUGUGAUCUUGUUUUAG